AUGCUGUGGCCGCUGCUGCUGCUAGCCUUAUGGCCUUGGUACAGUGCUCGGGCCGGCGACCAGGACGAGGACACGGCCUUUGACCUCUUCAGAAUCAGCAGCAUCAACCGCAAGACCAUCGGGGCCAAGCAGUUCCGGGGCCCGGACCCCAGCGCGCCCGCCUACCGCUUCGUGCGCUUUGACUAUAUCCCUCCGGUGAGCGCGGAGCACCUGGGUCGGAUCGCCGAGGCCAUGCGGCGGAAGGAGGGCUUUUUCCUGACGGCCAGCCUGAAGCAGGACCGCAAGUCCAGGGGCACCCUGCUGGCGCUGGAGGGCCCAGGCGCCACACACAGGCAGUUCGAGAUCGUGUCCAACGGCCCCGCCGACACCCUGGACCUCACGUACUGGGUGGACGGCACCCAGCACGUCAUCUCCCUGGAGGACGUGGGCCUGGCUGAUUCCCAGUGGAAGAACAUCACUGUGCAGGUGACCGGAGAGACCUACAGCCUCUACGUGGGCUGCGACCUGAUGGACAGCUUCACGCUGGACGAGCCCUUUUACGAGCAGCUGAAGACCGAGAAGAGCAGGAUGUACGUGGCCAAGGGCCCCGCCCGAGAGAGUCACUUCCGGGGUUUGCUGCAGAACGUCUACUUAGUGUUUGAAAACUCAGUGGAAGAUCUUCUGAGCAAGAAAGGUUGCCAGCAAAGCCAGGGAGCCGAAGCCAACGCCAUCAGCGAGAACACGGAGACGCUGCACCUGAGCCCCCCAGUCUCCAUGGAGCACGUGGGCCGGAGUGAGGCCAAGGGCCUGGAGGUGUGCGAGCACUCCUGCGAGGAGCUGGGCAGCUUGAUCAGGGAGCUGUCAGGGCUGCACGUCAUCGUGAACCAGCUCCACGAGAACCUGCGCAAAGUGCACGUCAAGGGGCAGAACACGUGCCUCAGGUCUUAGGAGGCGCGCCUUAGGGCUCAGAGCAGGUUGCUGGCAUCUAAUGACAACCGGUUUCUCUGGGAGCUCAUUGGAGGACCCCCCAAGACCAGGAACAUGUCCGCCUGCUUGCAGGACGGCAGGUUCUUUGCGGAAAAUGAAACCUGGGUGGUGGACAGCUGCACCAAGUGCACCUGCAAGAAAUUUAAAACCGUUUGCCACCAGAUCAGCUGCCCUCCCGCCACGUGCGCCGACCCGUCGUUUGUGGACGGCGAGUGCUGUCCCUCCUGCUUCCAUGACGGCGAGGACGGCUGGUCCCCAUGGGCGGAGUGGACGGAGUGCUCUGCCACCUGCGGGCCUGGCACCCAGCAGAGGGGGCGGUCCUGUGACGUCACCAGUAACACCUGCCUGGGGCCAUCCAUCCAGACGCGGUCGUGCAGCCUGGGCAAGUGCGACCACCGCAUCCGGCAGGAUGGUGGCUGGAGCCACUGGUCGCCGUGGUCCUCCUGUUCCGUGACCUGUGGGGUCGGCAAUGUCACCCGCAUCCGGCUCUGCAACUCACCAGUGCCGCAGAUGGGCGGGCGGAGCUGCAAGGGUGGUGGCCGCGAGACCAAGGCCUGCCAGGGCCCGCCCUGCCCGGUCGACGGUCGGUGGAGCCCCUGGUCCCCAUGGUCGGCCUGCACGGUCACCUGUGCCGGAGGGAUCCGGGAGCGGACGCGCAUCUGUAACAGCCCGGAGCCCCAGCACGGAGGGAAGGACUGCGUCGGCGACGUCACGGAGCAUCAGAUGUGUAACAGGAGGAGCUGCCCCGCAGACGGCUGCUUGUCCAACCCCUGCUUCCCCGGAGCCGAGUGCCGCAGCUUCCCUGACGGGUCCUGGUCCUGCGGCUCUUGCCCGCUGGGCUUCCUGGGCAACGGCACCCACUGCGAAGACCUGGACGAGUGUGCUGUGGUCACCGACGUGUGCUUCACGACCAGCAAGGCGCACCGUUGCGUCAACACCAACCCCGGCUUCCACUGCCUGCCCUGCCCCCCGCGCUACAAGGGGAGCCAGCCUUUCGGCGUCGGCCUGGAGGCGGCCAGGACGGAGAAGCAGCUGUGUGAGCCUGAGGACCCCUGCAAGGACAAAAGCCACAACUGCCACAGGCAUGCGGAGUGCAUCUACCUGGGCCACUUCAGCGACCCCAUGUACAAGUGCGAGUGCCAGACGGGCUACGCGGGUGACGGGCUCAUCUGCGGGGAGGAUUCAGACCUGGAUGGCUGGCCCAACAAGAACCUGGUCUGCGCCACCAACGCCACCUACCACUGCAUCAAGGACAACUGCCCCCUCCUGCCUAACUCUGGGCAAGAAGACUUUGACAAGGACGGCAUCGGGGACGCCUGUGACGAUGACGAUGACAACGACGGCGUCAGCGAUGAGAAGGACAACUGCCAGCUUGUCUUCAACCCACGUCAGUUUGACUACGACAAAGACGAGGUUGGGGACCGCUGUGACAACUGCCCCUAUGUGCACAACCUGGCGCAGAUCGACACGGACAGCAAUGGGGAGGGCGACGCCUGCUCCGUGGACAUCGAUGGGGAUGAUGUCUUCAAUGAGCGGGACAACUGUCCCUACGUCUACAACACUGACCAGAGGGACACCGAUGGGGACGGUGUGGGUGAUCACUGCGACAACUGCCCCCUGGUGCACAACCCAGACCAGACCGACGUGGACAACGACCUCGUGGGCGACCAGUGUGACAACAACGAGGACAUCGACGAGGACGGACACCAAAACAACCAGGACAACUGCCCCUCCAUCUCCAACGCCAACCAGGCCGACCACGACCACGACGGCAAGGGGGACGCCUGUGACUCGGACGACGACAACGACGGUGUCCCCGACGACCGGGACAACUGCCGGCUUGUGGCCAACCCUGACCAGGAGGACUCAGACGGUGAUGGGCGUGGUGAUGCUUGCAAAGACGACUUUGACAACGACAACAUCCCCGAUAUUGACGACGUGUGUCCUGAGAACCACGCCAUCAGUGAGACGGACUUCCGGAACUUCCAGAUGGUCCACCUGGACCCCAAGGGCACCACUCAGAUCGAUCCCAACUGGGUCAUUCGCCAUCAAGGCAAAGAGCUGGUGCAGACGGCCAACUCCGACCCUGGCAUUGCUGUUGGUUUCGACGAGUUUGGGUCAGUCGACUUCAGCGGCACAUUCUACGUCAACACGGACCGGGAUGACGACUACGCUGGCUUCGUCUUUGGCUACCAGUCCAGCAGCCGUUUCUAUGUGGUGAUGUGGAAGCAGGUCACUCAGACGUACUGGGAAGACAAGCCCACCCGGGCGUACGGCUACUCAGGGGUGUCCCUCAAAGUGGUGAACUCCACCACGGGGACAGGCGAGCACCUGAGGAAUGCCCUGUGGCACACGGGGAACACAGAGGGACAGGUUCGCACGUUAUGGCAUGACCCCAAAAAUAUUGGCUGGAAGGACUACACUGCCUACAGGUGGCAUCUGACCCACAGACCUAAGACAGGUUACAUAAGAGUCUUAGUGCACGAAGGAAAACAGGUCAUGGCGGACUCAGGACCCAUCUAUGACGAAACCUACGCUGGUGGGCGGCUGGGUCUCUUUGUCUUCUCUCAAGAAAUGGUCUACUUCUCCGACCUGAAAUAUGAAUGCAGAGAAGGAGAUGCAAGGACCUUCCCAGACUCGGGCAUCGCCAAGCGGAUGGGCGUGGGCCACCCUGUGGCAUCUUCCAGCUGGAAGCGUCUUCACGAUCCGAUCUUUGCAUCAAGCAAGAGGGAUGGAGGGUGA
This is a messenger RNA of Lipotes vexillifer (Yangtze River dolphin), 3708 nucleotides long. It is a transcript of the gene THBS2, whose product is annotated as thrombospondin 2. Gene Ontology annotation, cellular component: extracellular region. The record is from RefSeq and is a predicted model, not a curated record. Gene Ontology annotation, biological process: negative regulation of angiogenesis; cell adhesion. The transcript is spliced from 22 exons. NCBI's taxonomy places the organism in Eukaryota, Metazoa, Chordata, Mammalia, Artiodactyla, Lipotidae. Gene Ontology annotation, molecular function: calcium ion binding; protein binding.